This is a messenger RNA of Talpa occidentalis (Iberian mole), 870 nucleotides long. It is a transcript of the gene KLF13, whose product is annotated as KLF transcription factor 13. The transcript has 2 exons. NCBI's taxonomy places the organism in Eukaryota, Metazoa, Chordata, Mammalia, Eulipotyphla, Talpidae. The coding region runs from base 1 to 870 and encodes 289 amino acids. Gene Ontology annotation, molecular function: DNA-binding transcription factor activity, RNA polymerase II-specific; RNA polymerase II cis-regulatory region sequence-specific DNA binding. The record is from RefSeq and is a predicted model, not a curated record. Gene Ontology annotation, biological process: regulation of transcription by RNA polymerase II.
AUGGCAGCCGCCGCCUAUGUGGACCACUUCGCCGCCGAGUGCCUCGUGUCCAUGUCCAGCCGCGCGGUCGUGCACGGGCCGCGGGGGGAGGCCGAGCCCGGCCCCGAGGGCGCGGCCGCCGCGGUGGCCGGCGCGCUGCCCCGCGUGGAGGAGCGCCGCGAGGGCAAGGACAGCGCCUCGCUCUUCGUGGUGGCCCGGAUCCUGGCGGACCUCAACCAGCAGGCGCCCGCGCCCGCCCCGGCGGAGCGCAGGGAGGGCGCCGCGGCCCGGAAGGCGAGGACCCCCUGCCGCCUGCCGCCCGCGCCGCCGCCCGCGCCCGCGCCCGCCUGCCCCGGCGGCCAGGGCGCCGCGGCCGCGCCCCUCAGCCCCGCGUGGAGCGAGCCCGAGGCGGGGCUGGAGCCCGAGCGGGAGCCGGGGGCGGCGGGGGGCGGCGAGCCCGGCCUGAGACAAAGGGGCCGGCGGGGCCGCAGCCGCGGCGACCUGGAGUCCCCGCAGCGGAAGCACAAGUGCCACUACUCGGGCUGCGAGAAAGUUUACGGGAAAUCCUCGCACCUCAAGGCGCACCUGAGAACUCACACAGGUGAGAGGCCCUUCGCCUGCAGCUGGCAGGACUGCAACAAGAAGUUCGCGCGUUCCGACGAGCUGGCGCGGCACUACCGCACGCACACCGGGGAGAAGAAGUUCAGCUGCCCCAUCUGCGAGAAGCGCUUCAUGCGCAGCGACCACCUGACCAAGCACGCCCGCCGUCAUGCCAACUUCCACCCGGGCAUGCUGCAGCGGCGCAGCGGGGGCUCGCGGACCGGCUCGCUCAGCGACUACAGCCGCUCCGACGCCAGCAGCCCCACCAUCAGCCCGGCCAGCUCGCCCUGA